Linum trigynum is the source of this 8173-nucleotide messenger RNA. The record is from the annotation of a GenBank genome assembly. Lineage: Eukaryota; Viridiplantae; Streptophyta; Magnoliopsida; Malpighiales; Linaceae.
GUGCGCGAAUAGUUCAUUACUAUUGCGACUUUUUGUUUGUUCCGUGGAACUGAGUGGGCGCGAAUAGUGCGGGACUAUUGCUAUUUUUUGUUCCGUGGAACUGAGUGUGCGCGAAUAGUUCAUGACUAUUGCGACUUUUUAUUUGUUCCGUGGAACUGACUGGGCGUGAGUAGUUAAAUAUCAGAUGCCGCGCCAUUGUAACAAAGGUUUGCUUAUAGCCUGCUGGGGAAGUUGCUUGACUUGUGGAAGAGUGGUGCGGGUUCGAGUCCUGGCGGCAGCAUAAUUUUUUAUGAGCUUCUCAUCUGCUGGGCUGGGGCGGGACUGCAUCACUUAAACGGAGCGGGCCGGGGAUGCGACUUUGGGGCCGAUCCGCGAGUUGGGACCUCCGGGCGUGGGCUAGGGCCCAUGGACGCAGUGCUGCUAUGGCGCGGGCUAGGGCGGCAACCCAAAAGAGAGAGCGGAGCGCGCCGAGAAGUUGGAAGCAGUCCGGGGAGUAGGGAUGGCAACCAAACCCGAACCCACGGGUACCCACCCGACCCAACCCGGUCAACGCGGGGAAAAUCCGUGUUGACGGGUUUUGGGUUGGGUUUGGGUUUAAACCCGUUCACUAUUCACCGGGUUGGGUUGGGUUUGGGUUUAGGUAAACCCGACCCGUGGGUACCCGCCCACACAUAUAAUUAAUUUUCUCGGUAUAUUUAAUAUUUUAAACAACUAAUCUUAUUUAUGUUUGUGGAGACAUGUCUAAUUUUUUUCUUUCUAAUUGUGUAGAAUGAAGUUUGUGUUAUCGAGUGGAGAGUGAAGAAACUUAAUUGAAAGGAAGAAGCCUUCAAUUAAUAUGUUAUUUAUGGAUAAUUUAUGAUUUACUUCAAUUUUCUUGAGUUUUCUAGAUUGCGUUGAACAAUUUGUAUAGUUAAUUUGUGAUUUGCUUGAAUUUUCUAGAAUAGUGUUUUAAAUAUGGAUAAUUUGUAUUGAGAGAUUGAUAUUUGACUUUAAUUUUGAUAGGAACAUGUUAUUGUAAAUUUUUUACGACAAAAACCCGUGGGUACCCAUGAACCCGCGGAUACCCAGCGGGUUGGGUUGGGUUUGAGUUUUUCAAACCCAGUGGGUUUUACCCCGGGUUUUUUUCACGGAUAAACCCAUGGGUUUGGGUUUGGGUUUGGCAAAACCCGACCCAACCCGACCCAUUGCCAUCCCUACCGGGGAGUUGUUGUUGUCGCGCCACCGUUGUUGUUGUCGCGCGGCCGUUCUCUCCGUGGCGCUCCGGAUCUGGGUUUUUAUUUCAUUUUAACCCCUUUGUUUCUCGAUCGUCGGAAUGGUUUCUGCUUGCAGUGGUGGAUGGAAUCGUCGAUGGAGCCGGAAUUCCGAUCUUCCCCUUCUUAACUGCUCCGUUCAAGCCCCGGCGCCCCUUUAGUCGGCGACAAGUAAAAGUCACCGAGAUCUGGGUUUUUCUUUUCCUCGAUUUGCGUGCUAUCCAACCGGAGACGAGUGGAUUUGGUUUUCGGGAUCGACUUUAACUGGAUGUUGACGAUGCUUGCAGUUGGCUUGAGGAAGAGUCGUUUCCCGACCAAAAGUCAAAGACUUGGAUGGAGAUUUGGGUUGUUGUUGUUGUUUGUUUUUGGGUUUCCGACUUGGCCUCUGCCAUUUUUCUUUUUCUUCUUCCGAAGCUGUGAACCAGCGAACAUGUGGUUGUGUGGAAGAAUACACAAGCCACCACAGCCAAGGGAAGCUUGGUAUGAUGAUAUGGUGAAAGAGGUCGUAUCCUUCCAAAAGCUCUUUCCAAAAGCUCCUGGAACUUUCCCAGAUCUCUCUCUCUCUCUUUUUUUUUUAACUUUUCCCUUGCUGAUCGACAAUCACCUUUCUGGAGGAAGAAAGGGACUUGUGUUGAGGAAGGAAGGAAGGAAGGGAGAAAGCUUGGAUUCUCACUCUUGUUGAUGCUGCUGCUGUGCUGUUCUCUUUGCUCCUUCCUUUUCUUUUUUUUUCUUCCCCGCUUUUCCCUUUGUUAUUUUUACACUGCAACUACUAUCGAAUGGUGUUGAGACUUGAGAGUGGACGAUCCAUUUUCCUUCUCCCUUGGAAAUCGAACGAACAAAUGUUGAAAUCAUGCCCCACGGUGGGCGCCAAUUGUUUGUGCCAACUAGCUCGUGGCUGGAACAAUAAUGAUUGUUGGUGUGGGUUGACUCGUCAUCUGUUCGUCCGAUCUCGUCGGGAGGGAGAGAACCUGUGAAAGAGCCGGGGUUGCCCCCCGGAUUAAGCUCCGACGAUCAAGUCAGUGUAUGUUUGUGGAGAGAGUUGAGAGAAUAGAUAGAGAGAUCAAAUGUAGAGAGAUAGAUAGAAAGUGGAAAGUGAGGGGAGAGAGAGAGAAGUCCCAUUCUUUGGAGGGCUUCAAGCCCUUAUAUACCUGUAGCGGAUACCGAGUGUUGCCAUUGCUGAUUGUGCGCUCCAUUACUUAGUCUGUGCACGAAGUAUUUAGUAACACCCCCAACACUUUCAUUUUCAAAUCUCCAAGUUUUAUUUGAACAGUAAGAAUAUAACAAAAUUGUUCAAACUGAAUGGCAGUAAGUACUAAGGUAGUUUAGUGGCCUUGUUUAGGAGAGAUUCCUUCUAUGCUUAUUCAUAAAAAAAAAAUUAAGGUUCCCUAGACUUCUUUUUCAAUAAUUUUCUUUUUCCUAUUUUUAAAUUUUAAUCAUGUGGUUAAGCAUUAGUUAAUUCAGCUUGGAUCUUUGAUUUCCGUUGACUAAAGUCGGAGUGGUUAACAAGUGAUGCACUAACUAAAAAUAAUAAUGACCGAGAUUUUUAAAUUGAACUCCAUCCAAACCAAUCAAAUUACUAUAGUAUGUUAUAUGCUACCAUAAGAUGCAAUACUCUCCAUGUAAAAAAUGUAUGCACUAGCAAACUUCAAACUUAACAGAUGACAUUCAACACCAUGGAACAUAUAACGAUAGUUUAGAGUGGUGGUUGUUUUGAUCCGUUUCUUUCAAAAAAACAAUAUCAGUCAUAUAAAUGUUAGUUCAAAUUACCGAUUCUAAUCAUAAACCAAAUUAGCAUUGCAACCCAGCUAUUAAUCAUCGAAAUCACAUUUUAGUUUCCAAUUACCAUUUGAUAUAUAUCAUAAUAUAAUAAUAAUAAUAAUAAUAAUAAUAAUAAUAAUAAUAAUAAUAAUAAUAAUUCCAUUCCUACAUGUGAUAUGCGUACCCGGUACCACUAUCUUGUAUCUAUCACCAACCCACAAACCUUUCUCUUUGGUUCCCUCAAAACCACUAUUUCACUAUCACACAAAGAGAGCCAUAACACUUGCCACUCCCUCACUGCUUCCUUCUCCACACUUCCCUUUCCUCUCCAAACUCCCCACAUUCCCUCUUUGUUAUUAGCUCCUCCAAACAAACCCAAACACAGAAAGAACAUAAGAAAAGUAGAAAACCCACAUAGAUCUCUCUUCUCAAUCCAUGGAUUCAGCCAUGGAAGAGGAAAUCCACAACUUCAUCAAGGUUUGGGCAACCAUCUUCCUCUCCCUCUCCUUCUGCCACUACAUGGCCAAAAUCACCCCCAAGGGUCCCACCAGGCUCAUCUUCAUCGCCCCAACAAUCGGCCUCUUCCUCUGCCUCCCUCUCCGCCUCCACACCGUCCAUCUCGGCGGCAUGACCUCCUUCUUCAUCGCCUGGCUCGCCAAUUUCAAGCUCCUCCUCUUCGCCUUCGGCCGCGGCCCUCUUUCUCCUCCUCCUUCUUCUUACCCAAUCUCCCUCCCCCACUUCAUCGCCAUCGCUUGCCUCCCCCUAAAAGUGUCCCCGUCGCCAAAGGUGGACGAGAACAGAGUCCGUCCGCCGCCGGAGAAGAAAUCGCCGCUCAAUUACGUCGCCAAAGCUGCGAUCUACGUUUCCUUGUCGUGGGUGUACGAUUGGGGGGCCCACCUCCACCCGAAGUUCAUUCUAUUCGUCUACUUCCUCCACAUCUACUGCUUUCUGGAUGUCUCGUUGACGGUUUUCGGCGCGGUGGCGCGGGUCGCGAUCGGGUCGGGUCUCGAGCCGCCGUUCAACGAGCCGUACCUCUCGACCUCGCUCCAGGACUUUUGGGGCCGGCGGUGGAACCUCACGGUCAGCAGCAUCCUCCGGCCCGCGGUGUACGACCCGGCCCUGGCCCUGCUGGAGGGGGUUCUGGGCCUGAGGUGGGCCCGCCUCGCGGGGAUCUGGGCCACGUUUGUUGUCUCGGCCUUGAUGCACGAGCUCAUGUUCUUUUACUUGGGCCGGCAGAGGCCCACGUGGGAGAUCACGUGGUUCUUCAUCCUCCACGGCGCCUGCCUGAUGGCGGAGGUCGGGGUGAAGAAGGCCGCGGAGCACGGCGGGGUAACGUGGAGGCCGCCGAGGGUGGCGGCGAACGUGGCGACGGUGGCGUUCGUGCUGGCGACCGGGUUCUGGUUGUUCUUCCCGCAGCUGAUCCGGUGCGGCGUCGACGUCCGGGGGAUUGAGGAGUACGAGGCGGCCGGAGCGUUUGUUCGGGGGUUUUUCAGGGAGAGGUUUUCGGCGGCGAGAUGGACGGUUGGGAUUUGAUCUUUGGUGCGAGGCGCGAUGGAGGGGAAGCGUUGAUCGUGUGCUGUUGUAUUUCCCGGGGGGAGGAAUUUUUUAUUUUUAUACCUUCUUACAAUCUUACUCCUUGAUCUUUGUACGGAACUGUAGGAUACAGUAAAAAAAAAAGAUGCAUACGUUAAUUUUUGCUAUUGGGUUCGGAAUUACAGUAAGCCCGUCAGACCUUCUGCUGCAUUUUUAAGUAUGGGCUCAAAACCCAUCUAUGAAUUUGAAAGUUACAGAUUACGAAUUCGUCCUUAGAAGACUAUUCAGUCUCCACCCAUUAUGAAGUAUAUUUAUCGUCGAUUUGGGCGAAAAUUUUCCAGAUGGCAUUUUCUUUAUUUUUGGACGGUUUUUUCGAAAUACCAUUUUUCUUUGAUUUUGAAGACUACAAAUCGCAGAUUCAGCAUUAAGUUACUCUCUAUCCAAGAUGAAGUGAAGUUUAUUAAUCGCCAAUUUGGGCGGAAUUUUUUCGGGGCCAUUUUUGGCAGACUCCAAAAGUGUACCAUCACAGAUUUUGGACGAUUUUUUGAAAGACAAUUUUCUUUGGAUUUUGAAGGGUACAGAUCCUAUUCUCAAUGGAUGAUAAGUCCAUUAAGCACCGAUUUGGGCCAAUUUAUUUUCGGAUGACAUUUUUGUAAUUUUUUGGGAGUCGAAAGACCAUUUUCUUUGGAUAUUGAAGGCUACAGAUCACGGAUUCGCCCUGAGGCUAUUCUCCAACGAUGAUUGAGUCCAUUAAGCACCGAUUUGGGUGGAUUUAUUCCGGGUCAAUUUUUGGCAGAUUCCAGAGGGGUACCAUCACAGAUUUGGGGCGAUUUAUCUGAAAUGCCAUUUUCUUUCUAUUCUGGAGGCUACAAAUCAAGGAAUCAGGCUAAGGCUAUCUACACCGAUAAUGAAGUCUAUUAAUCCUAUUUUCUACGGAUGAUAAGUCCAUUAAGCAACGAUUUGGGCGAAUUUAUUUUCGGAUGGCAUUUUCGUAAUAUUUUGGUUGUUGAAAGGCCAUUUUCUUUGGAUAUUGAAGGCUACAGAUCAUGGAUUCGGCCUGAGGCUAUUCUCCAACAAUGAUUGAGUCCAUUAAGCACCGAUUUGGGCGGAUUUAUUCCAGGUCAAUUUUUGGCAGAUUCCAAAGGGGGUACCAUCAGAGAUUUCGGGAGAUUUAUCCGAAAUGCAAUUUUCUUUCGAUUUUGUAGGCUACUGAUCACGAAAUCAGGCCGAGGCUAUUCUCCACCAAUAAUGAAGUCUAUUGGUCCUAUUCUCCACGGAUGAUAAGUCCAUCAAGCACCAAUUUGGGCCAAUUUAUUUUCGUAUGGCAUUUUCCUAAUUUUUUGGGCGACGAAAGGCCAUUUUCUUUGGAUAUUGAAGGCUACAGAUCACGGAUUCCGCCUGAGGCUAUUCUCCAACGAUGAUUGAGUGCAUUAAGCACCAAUAUGGGCGGAUUUAUUCCGGGUCAAUUCUUGGCGGAUUCCAAAGGGGUACCAUCACAGAUUUCAGGCGAUUUAUUCUAAAUGCCAUUUCUUUUGAUUCUGGGGGAUACAGAUCACUGAAUCAGGCCGAGACUAUUUCCCACAGAUAAUGAAGUCUAUUGAUCUUAUACUCCACGGAUGAUAAGUCCAUUAAGCACCGAUUUGUGCCAAUUUAUUUUUGGAUGACAUUUUCGUAAUUUUUUGGGCGACAAGAGACCAUUUUCUUUGGAUAUUGAAGGCUACAGAUCACGGAUUUGGCCUGAGGCUAUUCUCCAACGAUGAUUGAGUCCAUUAAGCAACGAUUUGGGCGGAUUUAUUCCAGGUCAAUUUUGGCAAAUUCCAACGGGGUACCAUCACUGAUUUCGGGCUAUUUAUCCGAAAUGCCAUUUUCUUUCGAUUCUGGAGGCUACAAAUUACGGAAUCACGUUGAGGCUAUUCUCCACCGAUAAUUAAAUCUAUUGUUCUGAUUCUCCACGGAUGAUAAGUCCAUUAAACACCGAUUUGUGCCAAAUUAUUUUCGGAUGACCUUUUCGUAAUUUUUUGGGCGACGAAAGGCCAUUUUCUUUAGAUAUUGAAGGCUACAGAUCACGAAUUCGGCCUAAGGCUAGUCUCCAACAAUGAUUGAGUACAUUAUACCGAUUUAGGCGAAUUUAUUCUGAGUCAAUUUUUGGCAGAUUCCAAAGGGGUAACAUCACAGAUUUCGGGAGAUUUAUCUGAAAUGCCAUUUUCUUUCGAUUCUGUAGGCUACAGAUCACGGAAUCAGUCCGAGGCUAUUCUCCACCAAUAAUGAAGUCUAUUGAUCCUAUUCUCCACGGAUGAAAAGUCCAUUAAGCACCAAUUUAUUUUCGGAUGACAUUUUCAUAAUUUUUUGUGCGAUAAAAGGUAAUUUUCUUUGGAUAUUGAAGACUACAGAUCACGGAUUCCGCCUGAGGCUAUUCUCCAACGAUGAUUGAGUGCAUUAAGCACCAAUUUGGGCGGAUUUAUUCUAGGUCAGUUUUUGGCAGAUUCCAAAGGGGUACCAUCACAGAUUUCGGGCAAUUUAUCCGAAAUGCCAUUUCCUUUCGAUUCUGGAGGCUACAGAUCAUGGAAUCAGACCGAGGCUAUUCUCCACAGAUAAUGAAGUUUAUUGAUCCUAUUCUCCAUGGAUGAUAAGUCCAUUACACACCGAUUUGGGCCAAUUUAUUUUUGGAUGGCAUUUUCGUAAUUUUUUGGACGACGAAAGGCCAUUUUCUUUGGAUAUUGAAGGCUACAGAUCUGUAUUCGGCCUGAGGUUAUUCUCCAAUGAUGAUUGAGUUCAUUAAUCACUGAUUUGGGCGGAUUUAUUCAGGGUCAAUUUUUGGCAGAUUCAAAAGGGGUACCAUCACAGAUAUCGGGCGAUUUAUCCGAAAUGUCAUUUUCUCUCGAUUCUGGAGGCUACAGAUCACGGAAUCAGGUCGAGGCUAUUCUCCACCGAUAAUGAAGUCUAUUGAUCCUAUUCUCUACGGAUGAUAAGUUUAUUAAGCACCGAUUUGGGCCAAUUUAUUUUCGGUUGGCAUUUUCGUUAUUUUUUAGGCACGAAAGGCCAUUUUCUUUGGGUAUUGAAGGCUACAGAUUACGGAUUCGGCCUGAGGCUAUUCUCCAACGAUGAUUGAGUCCAUUAAGCAGCGAUUUGAGCGGAUUUAUUCCGGGUCAAUUUUUGGCAAAUUCCAAAGGGGUACCAUCACAGAUUUCGGGCUAUUUAUCCGAAAUGCCAUUUUCUUUCGAUUCUGCAGGCUACAAAUCAUGAAAAUAAGGCCGCGGCUAUUCUCCACCGAUAAUGAAGUAUAUUGAUCAUAUUCUCCAUAGAUAAUAAGUCCAUUAAGCUUCGAUUUGUGCCAAUUUAUUUUUGGAUGGCAUUUUCGUAAUUAUUUGGGCUACGAAAGGCCAUUUUCUUUGGAUAUUGAAGGCUACAAAUCACAGAUUCGGCCUUAGGCUAUUCUCCAACGAUGAUUGAGUGCAUUAAGCACCAAUUUGGGCGGAUUUAUUCCGUGUCAAUUUUUGGCAGAUUCCAAAGGGGUACCAUCACAGAUUUCGGGCAAUUUAUCCGAAAUGUCAUUUCCUUUAGAUUCUGGAGGCUACAAAUCUUGGAAUUAGGCAGAGGAUAUUCUCCACCGAUAAUGAAGUAUAUUGAUCAUA